Molecule: messenger RNA, 833 nt
Organism: Drosophila sechellia
Lineage: Eukaryota; Metazoa; Arthropoda; Insecta; Diptera; Drosophilidae
Exons: 3
Coding region: 1-816 (271 amino acids)
Source: RefSeq, a predicted model, not a curated record
AUGUGCUUGGCGCGGAUCUUACAUGUGCUGGGUAUAAUGGCCCUCUUUUCACAACUGGGUUUCUUCGGAGAAAGUGUUGGUAGGAGCGAUGUGAGCUAUGGGGAGUUUUACGGCAAUGCCAGUGCCAGAAUGCUUCGAUUCCGAGACUUUGAACCUCGCCAGCAAAGCGGACGAAUGGACGUGGAACUCGACCUGGAUGCGGAGGAAAAGGAUGGACAGGAUCGCGAGGGUCGUGGCUUCCAUUUCCAUGCCAGCGGCGAGGAUGUGAGUGUGGAAUUGGAGUUUAUCGUUCCCUUCCUCAAAGUUCCUGUGAAGAGGAGCAUGAACAUGGCUCGAGAUGCUAUCCAGAACAUACUGAAUCUACGAACUGGUGCUCUAGUGAACACAGCAGUUGUUGUGGCCGCUGGAGCAGUCAUAGCUGGUGUAGUUCGAUUACUUAUAGCUCCACUGGUGAUCACCUCGCUGGGUAAUGGGUAUGGCUACAAAACCCAUCCAGACAGAAGCAUGCGCCGGCUGACUGAUGUGGUAGAGUCCCAACUGGAGAAGCACAACAUCGACAUGUCCGUAUGUGUACAGCGAAUGAUCUGUCAGUAUCUGCAGCAAAACCUAUCAUCCGGGUAUGCCAGGGCGCUGAAUGUUUUGACCAGCUCCUCGUGGUUGCAUUCUGUCGUCGAUGGAACUGCAGUCUUCCAUGCCAUCCAAUCAGCUAGAAGAAGUCGCAGUUGUACUCAUACAUAUCGAAGUUGCAAAUGGCCCAAUCGGCUAAAUUGGAAGUCCUGGGAAAUACCAAAGGUUCUCAGAUUUAGUAAUGGAUAGUGGGAUAGUAACAUCGA